Molecule: messenger RNA, 1691 nt
Organism: Gracilinanus agilis (Agile Gracile Mouse Opossum)
Lineage: Eukaryota; Metazoa; Chordata; Mammalia; Didelphimorphia; Didelphidae
Gene: ACP5
Product: acid phosphatase 5, tartrate resistant
Exons: 5
Coding region: 180-1160 (326 amino acids)
Biological process (GO): bone resorption
Molecular function (GO): ferric iron binding; ferrous iron binding; acid phosphatase activity
Source: RefSeq, a predicted model, not a curated record
UUUCAACAGGUUGUAGGCUUUGGGCAACAGAUUCUUCAAGGACCCAGGUGGGUCCUGCCUCCAGCUCCUUUGGCUCAAGACUUUUGUAGAUGAGGCCCACCGAGCCGUGCCCUGGAAAGCCAAGCCUAAUCCAGGCACCAUCGCCCUCUUUACCAGGAUCAUCCGGGAAGAGGUCAUAGAUGGAGUCAGCGGUGCUAUUAGCCUUCUUCCUGCAAGGGGCCCUAACACUCUCACUGACAGACAAUAAGGUUCCUACCUUGCGCUUUGUGGCUGUGGGAGACUGGGGUGGGGUCCCUAAUGCCCCAUUCUACACAGCCCGAGAGAUGGCAAAUGCGAAGGAAAUCGGGAGGACAGUGGAAACCCUGGGAGCCAAUUUCAUCUUGUCCCUUGGAGACAACUUCUACUUCAAUGGAGUUCACAACGCUGAUGAUAAACGAUUCCAGGAAACCUUUGAGGAAGUUUUCACAGCUCCCUCCCUUCAAAAUGUUCCCUGGUAUGUGCUAGCUGGAAAUCAUGACCACUUGGGGAAUGUUUCAGCUCAGAUUGCUUACUCCAAAGUCUCUAAGCGAUGGAAUUUCCCCAGCCUUUAUUACCGCCUCAGAUUCAAAAUCCCCAAAACUAAUGUAAGUGUGGCUAUUUUUAUGCUGGACACUGUGACACUGUGUGGAAAUUCCGAUGACUUCCUGAGCCAACAACCUGAAAGACCCAAGGAUUUGAAACUGGCACGAAGUCAACUGUCCUGGUUAAAGAAACAGCUAACCAAUGCCAAAGAGGACUACCUACUGGUAGCUGGCCACUACCCUGUGUGGUCAAUAGCAGAGCAUGGACCUACCCAUUGCCUUGUAAGGCACUUACAGCCUCUACUGGUCAAGCACAAGGUCACGGCUUACCUAUGUGGCCAUGACCACAACUUACAGUACCUCAAGGACAAGGACGGUGUGGGUUAUGUUUUGAGCGGAGCAGGAAAUUUCAUGGACCCCUCCAAGAAACACCAACGUAAAGUCCCUGAUGGUUACCUGCGUUUCUACUAUGGGGCCCGAGAGUCCCUGGGUGGCUUUGCCUAUGUGGAAAUCACUCCCAAGGACAUGAGUGUCACUUAUAUUGAGGCCACAGGCAAAUCUCUCUAUAAAACAAGUCUGCCUCGUCGAACUGUAUCUUAAGUCCUAAUGGUUUUCAUUGACCAGCACCUUCUCUCAUAUUUGGAACUUCUUGGAGAUAGUGGGAGCUCAUCAUAGCACUCCCUAUUAUCUUUUAACUUCUUCCCUUCCACUUCCCUAGAUAAACUCCUAGGGAGUCUCUGGGAAUCUAGCACUAAUAGGUCAUCUUCCUUGGGGCUAGGAAAAUGCAAGAGGCUGACUCUCAAACCCUGCUCCUCCAAAAGGAUGUGUUGGCAGGUAGGUGAGAAUUGCCCCUUACUUAGAAAAGUAGAGUCCCACUUGAUUAGGGUGUAGGCACAGGUUUACAAAGAACCUAAAAAUGUGAGACUAGCACUCAACACCAGCUGAUGUGAAUAUGCCAGUGUGGAUGAGGAACAAGCAUUUCUAAAGAGUAGUUUUCCACUCCUAUGUGAUUUUUAUCACUCCCAAUCCUGAUCUUAAGGAGAAAAUUGGGACAAAGAAGAGAACUUUCUUUCCAAAGAAGGAUAUUUUCUGUUGCUGCAUUUCAAUAAAAUAAUUGUUACAGAGGCUAAA